AUGGCUGACCCAGAGAUCAAACUCUUCAACCUAGGAGACUUCCCCCUCGUCUCCGGCACAGUGUUGCCACAGGCAUUCAUCGCCUACAAGACAUUCGGAUCCCCCUCCAGCCCAGCGAUCAUCUACCCAACAUGGUACUCAGGAUCCAUAGCAGACAACGAGUGGCUCAUCGGCACGGACAAGGCGCUCAGCCCGGAGAAGUACUACAUCAUCAUCCCCGCGCUCCUGGGCAACGGGCAGUCGUCCUCGCCGACCAACAUGCCGCACCUGCCGCGGGACAGGCCGUUCCCGGACGUCACGUUCCGCGACAACGUCACGGCGCAGCACCGGCUGGUGACGGAGGGGCUCGGGGUGGGCCACGCGCGCAUGGUGCUCGGCUGGAGCAUGGGCGCCGGCCAGGCCUACCAGUGGCUGACGCAGUACCCGGAUUUCGUGGACCUCGGCGUGCCGUUCUGCGGGAGCGCCAAGACCAGCCUGCACAACCAGGUGUUCCUGGAGGGCGUCAAGACUGCGCUGCUGGCGGCAAAGGGGGCGGCGUCGGGCGGGGUCUGUGCCGGGGAGAGCAGCGCGGGCGGGUACAGGAACUGGACGGCUGAGGAGCGGGAGACCGGGUUGAAGGCCCUGGGGCGGGUGUAUGCCGGCUGGGGGUUCAGUCAGGCGUUUUAUAGGGAGAGGAUCCACGAGAAGGAGCUGGGUUUUAAGGAUCUGGAAGACUUUAUGGUCAGGUUCUGGGAGUCUUGGGCUCUAUCCAAGGAUCCGGAAAACUUACUGGUCAUGCUUCACACGUGGCAGGCAGGAGACGCAUCCGCUCAAGAGCCAUAUAACGGCAACUUUGAGCUGGCGAUGAAGGGCAUCAAGGCAAAGACUCUCGUGUUACCUGGGAAGACGGACUUAUACUUCCCACCCGAAGAUUCAGAGUAUGAAGUUCAGUGCAUGGCUGAAGGGGUCGGAAAGAUGAUUGCGUUUCCGUCAAUAUGGGGGCACUGGGCUGGUGGGCCAGGGACGAACAAGGAGGACUUGGACUGGCUCGAUGAUAAGCUGAAGAUACUUCUUGCCGAAGGGAGCUUCCCCUAA
Diaporthe amygdali is the source of this 1074-nucleotide messenger RNA. RefSeq lists its product as uncharacterized. Bases 1 to 1074 code for a protein of 357 amino acids. Gene Ontology annotation, molecular function: acyltransferase activity, transferring groups other than amino-acyl groups. The transcript has 3 exons. Lineage: Eukaryota; Fungi; Ascomycota; Sordariomycetes; Diaporthales; Diaporthaceae. Gene Ontology annotation, biological process: biosynthetic process. The record is from RefSeq and is a predicted model, not a curated record.